Molecule: messenger RNA, 1157 nt
Organism: Doryrhamphus excisus (bluestripe pipefish)
Lineage: Eukaryota; Metazoa; Chordata; Actinopteri; Syngnathiformes; Syngnathidae
Gene: rab26
Product: RAB26, member RAS oncogene family
Molecular function (GO): GTPase activity; GTP binding
Source: RefSeq, a predicted model, not a curated record
CCAUGCCGUCUGUUCACUCCAAUAAGCAGCAGCAGGGAGGAGGGAGAGCUGUUUACGUUAUCAAAGCCAUGUCCAGGAAGAAGGCAAAGGGCAAAGGCAUCUCCAAGAGUCCCAAAGGGUCGCCGAGCAGCGGGAGGACGGGGAAGGGACUGGCCGCCGGUGCCUCACCGACCUCGGGUCUUGUUUACCCCAGCAGACCAUCCAUCAGCGGCAGCGGGGAGUUUUAUGAUAUCGCAUUCAAGGUGAUGUUGGUGGGAGAUUCAGGUGUUGGAAAGACCUGUCUGCUGGUACGCUUCAAAGAUGGAGCCUUUCUUGCUGGGAGCUUCAUCUCCACUGUGGGUAUUGACUUCAGGAAUAAAGUGAUGAACCUUGAUGCUGUGAAGGUCAAACUGCAGAUUUGGGACACUGCCGGUCAAGAGCGAUUCCGGAGUGUCACCCAUGCGUACUAUCGUGAUGCUCACGCUCUCCUCCUCCUCUAUGAUGUAACUAACAAAGCAUCGUUUGACAACAUCCGGGCAUGGUUGACAGAGAUCCACGAGUACGCCCAGCAGGACGUAGUCAUCAUGCUGCUAGGCAACAAGGCGGAUUCCAGCCACGGCAGGGUAGUGAAGAGAGAGGAGGGAGAGAAGCUGGCAAAGGAAUUUGGGGUGCCAUUCAUGGAGACGAGUGCCAGGUCUGGACUGAAUGUUGAGCUGGCCUUCACUGCUGUGGCCAAAGAACUGAAGCACAGGACCAUGAAGGAGCCCGAUGAGCCAAAGUUUCAGUUGCAGGACUACGUCAACAAGGAAAUGAGAACUUCUGGCUGCUGUCGGUCGUAGACGACGUCUGUGUGCAAGCUGAGUAUAUGAGAGUAAUAUGAGAGUAUGUAUGAGACAGAUUCCCAUCAAAUAUCUAAUAAGUCCGUGCACCGGAGACUUUUUCUUGUUUAUGGAAUUGUUUCUCUCUAGUUCAAUGUACCUCUGCUACCGUGAAUGUAACACAGCUCAUACUGUACAUGCAGGCUGGUGUGAUUAUGCACGUCACUUCCACAGUUGAAUUCUGUGUUAGUCUCCCCUCACGGCCUCAUUGAAUGUGUCCCGUUACUGUGAUGUGCACAUUUCAAACACAAGCUUUAGUUUUGUGACAAGUCUUGUGGAAAUAAAAAUCUAAAGAUAUAA